Molecule: messenger RNA, 3459 nt
Organism: Parnassius mnemosyne (clouded apollo)
Lineage: Eukaryota; Metazoa; Arthropoda; Insecta; Lepidoptera; Papilionidae
Source: the annotation of a GenBank genome assembly
AUGUUAAUUGCAAGGACGAUAAACCGUGUAAAAAUGAACGGUCUUCGGCAAUGGCUGGCUGCGGCGACUCUUCAUCUGCUACUGCUGAGUGCUGGAUGUCAAAAGCAUCAUCGUCACUCCAUGGCUCAAGGGAACUUACCACCUUCAAAAGGCGGUUGGAGACCAGUAGUUGGAUCAGGCGGCCUGCUAUACGGAUCAUAUGGCACAGCUCCACUUCAUGCACCAUCUUAUAAAUUGCCCGCCUAUGACCAAUACCCGUCCUCAACACGGCCAAUAGCGACCAGGGACGCCGCUAAGCUGACCUCAAUAGCACAAUCCUAUCGUCCAACUACGCUUAGGACCACUGCAUCAGUUUCUCCUGGGAACCACCCAAUCAACUCCUACUACAACCCGUUCGCCCUCCCUAACAAUGGGGCCACGCAAUUCAAAUACGUUCAAAAUUUUCCCAUCGAUAGCUAUUUCGUAAGAAACACUCAUAACUCUUUCGGACAUCACCAACAGCAACAAAGAUAUCCGUCACAACAGCAGCAGCAACACAAUAAUUUGCUGCAACAACUAACUAGCAUACAACCCAUACAUUUCGGACAAUACCAGACACAAAAACCGCAGGAUCAAUUCGGAAAACCGGUUGACUCAUAUGGCAGGCCAGUAGAAGGCAGUAAGAAACCUCAGACUGUCACGGAGAUUUUCAAACCUGAAGUUUAUAAGUUGCCGAACAGUAACACGGUUCAGAAACAAGAGGUCAAGACUGCCCAGCAGCAAACCUUCGCCGGUAACAACGUGAACCCGCUCGCCAAUUAUGCUUUUCAAGAUAGCGCACUACCGCCAAGCAUUUUAGGAUCAUUUGGAUCCUUUGGUGUGCAGUCAGUGAAAGGAAGAGAUCCUGUGUUUCCGUCAACGAAAACAGCUUUCGUACCACCUCAACCGACUAAGCAAACUGUUUUUAACUCUUUUAGCUAUAACUCAAAUUAUUUUAAAUCGACCCCAAGCCAAUUUUCAGCUACUACACCCAAAGUACAAACGACCCAAAAUCGCUUCCAAUUCGGAUCAGCAGUGAACGAUUUCCGAAAUACACCCACACCGCAGACUAAGGUAGCAAAUCCACCUAAAAUAGAUCCUAAUGCCAACGGCAAAGGCAUAUUUAAGCCAAGUCCACAGGACCCAUUUAUUAAGGCUUAUCAAAACCUGGACUUAAAUAAAAUCUCAACCUACAAUCCUGUUAUUCCAACAACUACGUUAGCUAAUUCUUUCUAUUUUUCAUCCAAUCAUAACGCGCCAAGUCAGCACUCCCAAAAUCAACUGAACGCACAAAUACAAAACUACCAAAAUCAACAGAAUCAGAACUAUAACUAUGAAAAUAAGAAAAUAAAACUACAUGACAGUUUGACAGCAGGUGUAAAUCAACAAACUUCACAACAAUAUGCUGAGCCACCAAGAACUCAACUCCAAGAAACUCCAUCUUUAUCACACCAAGGUCACUAUGAAGUUACUGAAAAUCACAACGAUUUCAUUACCCAUUCACCUGCUUGGGCCUCAUCCCCUGAACAAUAUCAAAACAGCCUAAAGACGAGUGAAGAGACGGUUCCGAAAGAAGAAAACGUCUAUUCGACGUUCCGACACUCAACAACGCCGAUUCCUGAAGUUACAGAACAAUUUGUUAUAGUAACCGAAAGCGAAAAAGGCUAUGAAAACUCUUUGAUUUACGACGGUCAAGUCGAUUCUCAAAGUAGACGGCCGUUAGAAGAAGAUUUUGAACCAAUUGAGAAGAAUAAACUCAAAGAUUAUUAUUACAAAGUCUCCACGCCUUCAUAUGGGGAUCAUACGCAUGCAAGGCGAACGAAAAAACCAACUGAAGCAUCUAAUAUUUUCCAGUCAGAAGCAACAACUAACAAUAGCGUUGAUAAAGAAAACAAUGACAUACCAGUAGAGGCUCUACCUACGCUUCCUCCAAAUAAACAUUUUAAACGUCCAAGUACACCAGAGCCACUUGACAAAGACAGAAUUCGCAAAAGGAAUAAAUUGAGGAGACGGCGUCCAGGUUUUGCAAAUAAUAAUCGCAACAAAGGAGAAACAACUACUCGUAAAUUCGAACAGUCAUCAUCAGAACCAACGCUAACCACUACCGUAACGGAAGAAAUUUAUACAAUAAGACCGAGAGUCAGACCAUCACAGCAAGAGCAAAGUCAAACAACACCUAGUGUCACCACAGAUUUUACAACUAGCGCAUUGCCAACUAUAUCGCCAACGAUACCAUCGAUUGUAAGGAGAAAAAUCGGGCACCGUCGUAAGCCAACAACGCCAGCUGACAGAAUUGAAACGACAACCGUAUCGUUCAGAGACUACGACAGUAACAAUGAAUCUCCAAUAAUGAAAAUAUCAUCUCGUCCGCAGUUAUCCAAAUUAACAUCGAGUAUGUAUGAACAUAAAGCUAACGAUAUACCAGACUAUACCCACAAGCAAGAUGAAAAAGAUACACCAACAAGCGACGUAUCAGUAAGUCUUACAGACUCACUUAAAACAUCAGCUGAAGAACACAAAGAAUUUUCAUUCCAUAGAGAUGUAAAACCUGUACACAUUAAAGAAACAACUACAGACUACUUAAAGGAGAGCAACGAAUACAGUUUUGAUGAAACAACAACGCCGCGCUCAGAAACAACUUCAGGAACACCAAACAGACUUAGACUAAGGAACAAAUUAGACCGACCAAAAUUUAGCAUUAGAGAUUACAGGAGUCGGUUAAGUAGCACCACUAGUACCACUGAGAAAUCGGUUGAAAACACGCCUAAAGUAAGGUUUCCUCAAAGAAAUGCACCGUAUAAUGAAAAUUCUAAUAACGAAAAUGAUAAAGUCGGGGACAUUAGGAAACGAUUCACGCCAAAGGAUCCAAGACACAAAUUUAAUAAAACUGAAAACAAUGAGCAGAUAGAAAUGGAGAUACAUUCAACGCGACAAUCGGGAAGACAAAGACAGACAACAGUGGAAAGCGAACCUACAACACAUAAAAUAUCAUCACGCAUUCGCAACGGAACUCGGAGACAUUCAACUGAAGAAUCUACCGGAACUUCAAGCCCCACUACAGUUUACAAUAAAAGACCAUUACGUAAGAAGAUCAAGGAUUCCGAAACAGGCGAGUCCGUACAAGAUAUAAGCGUAACAGAAACCACAGUCAACUACGAUCAAAAAAAUGAAAUGACAUCAGAAAGAACUCGAUCUGAGAGCGCUAUAAUGAAAAUAGCUGAUAAGAAGCAUCACGAUAACAUAGAGCAUCUAUUUGAGCACUCUAAACGUGUAUCUGACCUGACAUUAGCGGCUAGUCAAGAUUACAACAACCCAGGCAUGUUUAAGACAGUUUCUGGAAACAGUAGACGUAUACCCAAUUACUUUACGAUAGCCACAGAUGACCCCAUCCUUCCAAUAGAAGCGUUCUUUCCUCAACUGAACCAGAAGAAGGAAUCGUAA